AUGUUGCCUUUCAAAAAGACCCCCAAAAAAAUUUUAAUUUUAAAUAACAUCGGUACGCUAUCUCAAGACUUAAAAAUAAAGAUUCGUAAGUUUUUACCAAAUUCGCUUAUAGACUUUGAAGAGAAUGAUAUUCAAUACGAUUUAGUUUUUCUACUAGAUUAUAUUUUUAAGUUUAAUUUACAGUAUUAUAAACCUAUAAGCGUAGCGGAAAUAAUUUUUAAAAGACAAACUUUUGAUUUUAAGAUUUUUGAGGAAGGACUUAGACAUUAUAGCGAUUGUGAGAUUCGUAAUGGUGUAUAA
This is a messenger RNA of Vairimorpha ceranae, 300 nucleotides long. RefSeq lists its product as hypothetical. The coding region runs from base 1 to 300 and encodes 99 amino acids. The transcript has a single exon. Lineage: Eukaryota; Fungi; Microsporidia; Nosematidae. The record is from RefSeq and is a predicted model, not a curated record.